AUGGAGAAACGUGUAGUGUUACCAACAACCUCCAAAGAAGCCAGGAAAGCGGAUCUGACAAAAAAGCUUAUUUGGAUUACAGUGGUUUCCUGUCUCCUAUCUAUGCACUAUGGCUACAACUUCUGGGUAUCUUACUCUCCUACUGUGCUUGUGGCAAAAUUUUAUAACAUAUCAGUUGGUCAAUCGGCCUCUGAAGGACUUGAUGUGCUCACUUUGUCAGUCAUCAUAGGUGCAUUCCCACUUGGAGGUAUAUUCGGGGCAAUUGUGGGUACCUGUUUGACCGACAGAAUUGGCAGGAAAGGUACCUUGUUGCUGGCUAAUUUUUUGGCCCUCCUCUCUGCUCUGUUCAUGGCUUCCUCCCAUUACAUAGGUGCCUUUGAAUACGUUAUGUUUGCCCGCACGUAUACUGGGAUGUGCGCAGGUAUGGUCUCUACCGGUGUUCCAUUGUACCUUGGUGAGAUCGCCCCCAGAAGUCUGCGGGGUAGCGUUGUCAUGGUGCCUCACUUAUUUCUAACCAUUGGGGUUCUGUUAGCUCAGGCACUUGCUCACAGUCGUCUCCUGGAGGCAUCAUCAGGAUGGCCUAUAUUGAUGGGUCUUGCUGGAAUUUUCCCAUUGUGUCAAAGUGUGAUAUUGCCUUUCCUUCCUGAAAGUCCAAGGUAUCUACUAAUUCAGAAGAAGAAUGAGGAAAAAGCAAUAGAAGCCUUGCAGGUUCUGAGAGGAAGGGAUGAUGUGGAAGAUGAGAUUCAGGAGCUUCAUCAGGAGGACGUUGCUGAGAAGGCAGACAAGCACAUGAAUGCACUGAAGUUGAUAAGGAUACGAAACAUGAGGUGGCAUGUUCUUACUAUAGUUGUUUUGAUGACCGGGCAGCAGUUUUCUGGUACCAAUGCGGUAAGGAAGGCAGAACUAUCCAAAACAGGAAGAACGAGGAGAUACCAGUCAUGGAACUAUGUGAAAGCUCCUGGCUGUUACAGGCACCUCUGUAUAUACCUGGUGGACAACUUGGGACGAAGGGUUGUGCUUCUUAUUGGCUAUUUAUCUUGUUCCAUCACCUUACCUCUCCUGCUCAUGUCUUUUGAAUUGCAGAAGAACUUCCCACAGAUGACAUAUAUCAGUGCAAUUUUGAUUGGUGUAUUCCUCUUGUCGCAUGCCUUUGGGCCAUAUCCAAUUCCAUAUCUAAUUGUUACUGAGCUCUUUCUUCAGUCGUCACGUUCCUCCGGCUUUAUGAUUGCUGGAAUUUUGGAAUGGCUUUUCAACUUUAUCACAGGAAUGUCAUUCAUUGAAGUAGAAGAAAGAAUCGGUAACCUCAGCAUCAUGCUUUUCUUCCCUGUCUGUAUUCUCUGCUUUGUUUACAUCUUCAACAUUCUCCCUGAAACAAAAAACAGGACCUUCGUGGAUAUCAAGAGACUCAUGGCAAUCCAGACAGCCAAGAAGGUCAAGAUCAAGCAGAUAAUGAGUGCAUAAG
Anolis sagrei ordinatus is the source of this 1462-nucleotide messenger RNA. The record is from RefSeq and is a predicted model, not a curated record. Lineage: Eukaryota; Metazoa; Chordata; Lepidosauria; Squamata; Anolidae.